AUGGCUGAGAAGAAAACUGUAAUGGUGCUGAAAGUUGAUCUCCAAUGUCCAUGCUGCUACAAGAAGAUCCAGAAAAUUCUCUGCAAGACUCCUCAAAUUAGCGACAGGUAUUUUGAUGAGAAGGCAAAUACAGUGAUGAUCACUGUAGUAUGCUGCAGCCCUGAGAAGAUUCGUGACAAAUUGAUCUGCAAGGGUGGCAAGAUUAUCAAAAGCAUCGAAAUCAAAGAGCCUCCCAAGCCGAAGGACAAUAAGCCAAAGGAGGAUCCAAAACCGAAACCGGCGGAACAGAAGCCGAAGGAGGCCGAGAAACCAAAAGACGAAAAGCCGAAGGAGGCCGAGAAACCAAAACCAGAAGGAGCUGCCAAACCCAAAUCAAACGGCAAGGGAAAUGCACCACCACAAGCGGCGGCGGAGAAGCCCAAAGAUAAGCCAGCACCAGCUCCAGCACCAGCUCCAGCUCCAGCACCAGCACCAGCACCAGCACCUGCACCUGCACCAGCACCUGCACCUGCACCUAUCCCAGUAGGAUUGCCGCCGGCUAAUCCAGUCAAUCCUUGUUGUGGGCCAUGCUACCAAGGUUACGGCGGCGGACCAUGCUACCAAGGCUAUGGAUUUCCGCCGCCGCCCCCACAGCCGUGCUACGACGGCAACUAUGGACCUGGAUAUGUAUAUGGCAGGCCUUGCCAUGUUUCAAGGUGCGAUUACUUCAGUGAAGAGAACUCUACAGGGUGCACAAUUAUGUAA
Fraxinus pennsylvanica is the source of this 744-nucleotide messenger RNA. NCBI's taxonomy places the organism in Eukaryota, Viridiplantae, Streptophyta, Magnoliopsida, Lamiales, Oleaceae. The record is from the annotation of a GenBank genome assembly.